Messenger RNA from Ricinus communis (castor bean), 2098 nucleotides. Its product is annotated as laccase-15-like. Gene Ontology annotation, molecular function: copper ion binding; hydroquinone:oxygen oxidoreductase activity. The transcript has 7 exons. The record is from RefSeq and is a predicted model, not a curated record. Lineage: Eukaryota; Viridiplantae; Streptophyta; Magnoliopsida; Malpighiales; Euphorbiaceae. Gene Ontology annotation, cellular component: apoplast. Gene Ontology annotation, biological process: lignin catabolic process. The coding region runs from base 152 to 1885 and encodes 577 amino acids.
AUCUCUUACCUAACUAAUAUAACUAUAAGUCUAAAGUGCAAGAAUAGUAAUGGCCUUUAGGGUGAUGUAUAAAUUAGAGAAGGCAUAGAUUUCCGGCCAACUUAAACCAAAGAGUUACAAAUUAAUGAACGUGGAGUUUUAAGGAACUGCCAUGAAGAAGAUGGGCGUGUUCUUGGAGUUUAUAGUGGCUGUGGUUCUUAUUGGGUUGCUACUUUGCGUGGUUGAAGGAAAGGUUCAUUAUUAUGAUUUUGUUCUCAAAGAUAAAAAUUUUACAAGGUUGUGUGAAACAAAAUCUGCUAUGGUUGUCAAUGGAAGUCUUCCGGGGCCAGUGGUUUAUGCCAAUAAGGGCGAUACAGUAUAUGUUAAUGUGCAUAAUGAAGGGAGUUUCAAAGUCACUAUUCACUGGCAUGGAGUGAAGCAACCAAGAAUUCCAUGGUUUGAUGGUCCGGAGUACAUUACGCAGUGUCCAAUUCAGCCUGGUACAAACUUCACAUACGAGGUCAUAUUUACUACUGAAGAGGGCACCGUUUGGUGGCAUGCUCAUAACGAGUGGACUCGAAACACUGUCCAUGGAGCCAUUGUCGUCUAUCCUGAAGAAGGAAGCUCUUAUCCUUUUCCCAAACCUGACGCAGAAGAAGUACUUGUAUUAGGAUCCUGGUAUACCUAUGAUGUGAACUUAGUGGUUGAAGAGGAGCUUACAACCGGAGUAGAACUACCAGUAUCAGAUUCCUACACCAUCAAUGGUCAACCAGGAGAUUUUUGUCGAUGUUCUAAGGAAUCAACAUACCGUUGGCAAGUUGAAUAUGGAAAGACAUAUCUUCUUCGUAUUGUGAAUGCAAUCAUGACUUCACAAGUGUUCUUCGCAAUUGCUGAACACAACGUCACCAUUGUAGGAAUGGAUGGAGCAUACCUGAAGCCCUUUAUUUCAAGCUAUAUCACAAUAGCUCCUGGGCAAACCAUGGAUGUAAUUGUGACAGCAAACCAACCUCUUGGUCAAUAUUACAUGGCUGCCAGGCAAAACACAGUUAUCACAAUAUACAGUGAUUAUGAGUCAACAAAUGUUACUGCAAUUCUUGAAUAUAAAGGCAAUUAUACUCCCUCAACUUCUCCUACUUUCCCAACCGACACCCUUCCUCUUUUUGCAGAUGCUCAUGCUGGAAUAAUUUUCCGAGAAAAGUUAAAGAGCCUUCAUGAGCAAAAUGUCCCCAAAAACAUUACUACAAAAAUGUACAUUACAGGAGCUAUUAAUGAACUGUACUUAAACACUACUGGAAAUUUUACUGCCUCUCUCGCUGCAAGCUUAAACAAUAUGACUUGGGUGAAUCGCGAAAUAGAUGUCCUUCAGGCCUACUACUACAACAUGAGUGGUUUCUAUACACAAGAUUUUCCAGACGUGCCGCUGCAGUUUUAUAAUUUUACUGCAGAUGAUAUACCACAAAAUUUUGUACAACCAACAUUGGGGACCAAAGUGAAGGUGUUAGAGUACGGAGAAGAAGUAGAGAUAGUGUUUCAAUCCUCUAACAUAUUGAAGGCAGCUCAAGAUCACCCAAUGCAUCUCCAUGGACAUAGCUUUUAUGUUGUCGGCACUGGACUUGGCAACUUUGAUUUCGAAGAAGAUCCAAAGUCAUACAAUUUGGUUGAUCCACCAUAUCUGAACACUGCCAUUCUUCCAAUGAACGGAUGGCUUGCUGUUAGAUUCCAUGCAAUUAAUCCAGGAGUAUGGCUAUGGCAUUGUCACUACGACCAUCAUUUAAGCUAUGGAAUGGAGACAGUUUUGGUCGUAAAAAAUGGUGCAACUCCAGAGACAUCUAUGCGUCAACCUCCACCUUAUAUGCCACCCUGUGAAGAUGCACCCGUAAUUAAACUAUGGAAAUCUGAGUAUUAAUAAUUUUAUAAUUGCAUUAAGUAAUUAAAAUUAAAAUUAGAAUCCAACUUAAGCAGCUUCUGAAACCUAAGAAGUUGAUACAUUUGUGAAGACAAAUAUAAUGGUUGCCGUAAAGGAUUUGUUCUGAAAUUUAUAAACUAGAUCUUUUCCGACAUGCAAUGUACGAUGAAUUCAAUGUUUGGAUUCAUUAAUUAAGAAAAAAAAAAUUUAGUA